Molecule: messenger RNA, 1715 nt
Organism: Cryptomeria japonica (Japanese cedar)
Lineage: Eukaryota; Viridiplantae; Streptophyta; Pinopsida; Cupressales; Cupressaceae
Exons: 1
Coding region: 193-1311 (372 amino acids)
Source: RefSeq, a predicted model, not a curated record
AAAGCGGUUUAGACUUUAGAAUUGACUUUUGUAAAGGAACAAGAACAGGAUAGAUUCAUAAAAGAUACAUAUUCAGUGAGUAUACAACAUAGAAGAGAUCUUUGGUGAAGGAGAAUGCUGUUGGAGCACCGGAGCAGAAGAUAGAAUCAGUCUCUUCCAGGGCUGCUAAGCCCCGGUAGCAGAAACAAUAUCAUGGGGAAAAAACCUUGUUUUAAUCCUUAUUCAACUGUGGGUCUUGAUAAAUUUGACAGUUUGAAUGCAGAGCUCUCUGCAAAAAGAGAGUUUGUUGCCAGGAAAACAGGCAUCCCAGAGGCCAUGGUGAGGUUUGCUCACACCAGCAAAGGAUGGGUGCCUGUUGUGCUAAAAAAUGGGCAUGGUGGUAAUGAUGGUGGGCAUUCCAGCCUGGUAUCUAUAGGAACAGAACAAGAUACCGUAAACAGGGAGAAAUAUGAGGGUGAACCAAAUGAGGAGUAUGGGAAUGAUGAUGUGGAGGGUGAUGAAGGGCAUGAGAAUGGUGUAAAUGGGUCUUCUAGCAGGAAAGAGAGUGUGUCUGUGACCGUGAGCAUGCAGGGGCUGCCAUGGUGGUCUGGAUAUCUGAAACCAACUGCCUUUGGGGUUGUCACCGUGAGUGCUAUUUUAGUUAGUAAUCUUGUAGUGCCUGCAACAGCCAUGGUGGUUGUAAUGAUGGCACUGGCUGGUUCUCUGCAGAGGCUCUGGCUGUGCGGUGUUAUGUGCAUGAAGAGCUUCAUAAACAAAGGGAUCUCCUAUUUCUCUGAGAUUUUAAAGACAAAAGAGGUUAAACAACCAGUGUGUUGUGAUCAAUCUGAACCACAUGAGGCAUCUCCAGAGCAAGGAGGGCCUCUGCUUUACAACACUCUUGCUCAGGCUACUGUUUUUUCUGCUCCUAAUAACAGCAGCAGCAGCCAGGACUUGAAUACCCAACAGAGGGAGAUGAAGAACAAUAAUAAAACUCAGAAAACUCAAGGUACUGAGUCCAGGGAAGGUCAGCCAAGGAAACCCAUCAGAUUAGAGCAGUCAGGGAAUUUUUCCAGGAGGGCAGAAAGUGGGGAAAGUGAUGUGGCUGUGGGUGCCACUCUGAUGAUCAUACUUCUCUUCUUUUUGGUUGUCUAUGGCAGGAUCUGUGCAAUCUGCCUCACAUCUGCUCUGUUAUAUGUGGUUCCCAAGCUCAGAACAAAUGGAAGCAAUGAUACUUAUAGUAAUAACUAUGAUCACAUGGUUCUUCAAUCAAAAGAGUACAGAAAGAAAGUAAUUAUGGAUGGAUUGCUUGCUAGAAACCAUGGAAAGCUUUGAUAGACUUAUAAUUUAGCUUGUAUUUGUAUUUUGAACCAGUGGGUUUGCAGUUGCACACCUGAAGGAUCUUGUGAUGAAGGGUUCUAUACUUAGAUUAAGAGGUCAUACACCAAUUUAAUGUUUGGACCUCAAAAAUCACAUGAUGUUUUUAGCUCUUCAUCUUACAACUGCUAUAAAUAUUGAUGGGUAUAGCAUACAAAAAAUUACUUCAAAAGCAGACAAUGGUUUAUCUCAAUCCUCUGUACUUAAUCAUAGCUCUCCACUUCAGCAAUUUGUCUGAGAAGGCAACUAACUAAUCACUAAAAAUAAAUGUUACAGAUCUUCUCCGAGAAGAUUUAGGUUUCAAAUAGUAAAAUGAUAGUCCCAGUUAGAAAGCUUCUUAAUAAAUACUGUUCAUUUGAUUU